Molecule: messenger RNA, 1417 nt
Organism: Malania oleifera
Lineage: Eukaryota; Viridiplantae; Streptophyta; Magnoliopsida; Santalales; Ximeniaceae
Product: protein phosphatase inhibitor 2
Exons: 6
Coding region: 626-1171 (181 amino acids)
Biological process (GO): regulation of signal transduction
Molecular function (GO): protein phosphatase inhibitor activity
Source: RefSeq, a predicted model, not a curated record
CCGUCCCCGGGGGGCGGACUAAACGGUUGGUCUGAAUUUUGAAGCCGGCCAAGAAAUAGAGCAUCUCAAAAGAGAGAAAAAAAAGGGAAGGAAAAAGCCAGCGCCAAAGGUACGACACGCCGACACCCGUUUCCCAUCGCAUUGAUCCAUCCUCCGCCUCCGCCUCCGCCUCCGCCUUCUUCUCCCCAUACCCCUUCGUCUCUCGCUCUCUCUCUCUCUCUCUCUCUCUCUCAUCAAGAUAGAUAGAUCAGAUUUGUAAGAAGGUAUUCUGCCUCUGUUGGUAUCUGUUUUUCACUUUUUCCUGAUCUAGUUCCAUCAAGCGCCGAUCGGAGCUCAACGCGCUACGCCGCCCUUCUUUUGAUUCCUUCGAGCAGGCUACAAUUGAUUAUAGUUUGGACAUCUGGUUCAUGAAAUGACUGUUAAAAAAAGCUGGCCCUCUGUGAGAUUUAGGAUAUUUCUCCCCUUCAAAUGUUGUGUCAGGCAUAUGUUGGCAUGUUAGGACACUUCUGGGUACACGAGAUAAUUAUUCGGCUUGCAGACAAUCUGUUCUAUUUUACAUUGGGAAUCUAAUCAGUGGUUGACUCAGUCUGCUUUGGGCACUUGAAGAGAGUGUUACCUUAAAGAAAUGAAGGGGCGAGUAAGAUGGGAUGAGGCUAAUCUGGGAGAGAUUGAGGCAACCAAACCUGUAAGGCAGAAAAUAACUGAACCAAAGACACCUUUUCGCCGCAUGGUUGAUGAUGAUGAAUCUUUGUCUCCUGUACGGGUUAAUUUUGAUGAUUACAUUGGAGAUGUGAAGCAUGCAGAAGCAAUACGAUCUGCUUUGAAUGAUGUGGCAUCUUCAAGUAGAAUGAACCACAGGGGAUCUGGUUGGACAUCAUCAGAUGAUGAGGCAGAUGCUAUGGAGCAAGAUGAUGAAGAUUCUGGAUCAGAUAGGGGUAGCUUGAGUUUUAGGGAGCACAGGCGAGCACACUAUGAUGAGUUCCGGAAAGUGAAAGAACUCCGGCGAAAGGGUUCGUUUCUUGAUGAAGGAACCAACGAGGAUGACAAUGAUGGGAAGGAAAGAAGAGGUAGAUCCGAAUCAUCCUCGUCGUUGAGUGCAGGUGUGCGAGAUAUUGACAUUGAGGAGGCCAGUGAAACUUUGCCUCAUCAUCCUCCUGCACCUCCUGCUUGACUCAGCUUAAGAUCCAUCAAGCAGAGGUAACUAAUAAACUGAUGGUUCCUGUGUCAUUUUCAUAGCAGUCCCUUGUGUUUUCAGUGCAAUUUGACUACAUGACAUAAAUUUUGGAAAUAUGCUGGUGCUACUUGUAAAUAGACAUUUUUAUGGGUUCUGGGACAAUUUAAGUAGCGACAUUCAUGCGGUUGCCCGGUGUUUCCAGAGGAAUAAAAACGUCUACUUGUCUCUGUUGCAGAUAGCAAA